AUGUGUGAUGGAUCUGAUUUGAUCGUGUUGCGAUGGUACUCUGCCACGAGACGUGCGCAGCUCACCGUCACGACGUCUUCCACAAAGCGCCGUAAGGUAGCAGAGCCUCGCAGACCAGGAACACUUCCGGGUUUGUCGUUCGCCUCGCAGGCCGGAAGACGUCACGGUCAACCUCCUAGCUCCGAUCGCUCCUCCAACUCCAACUCUUCCUCCUCGGCCUUGCCUCAUCGCCGCUCCUCGCCCACCUCCCCUUCGAACCGCAGUCAGAGUUCAUCGACCUCACCGCCUCCCCGCUACAUUCCCGCCCACCUGCAGGACGAAGUCUUGGGAACCAGAUCUCAUUCCUCCCCGACCCCGGAUCCCACUGGUAGUGCCGUCGACUACCCCUCGGCCGCCUGCGCUGGUUUGACGCUACACAGCGAUCCCGCGACCGAUAUGUCGGGCUCGGACGAAAAGCUUCACGCUCGCGGAGCGUCAGACACUGAACAAGAUGUGGUGAUGGAACAGGUUCCCGCCUCGAAGGAUGGUCAACCUCACUCCGACCAGCCGGAUGCGAUGGACACCUCUGCGUCGGGAGACGACAACUCAACUGGCAACGAGGACAGCUCCAUUUCAGACAAUGUAUAUCCUACUCCGUCCAGCAUGUCCACCUAUACGGCUUCCACCGAGACACGAGCCCACUCAAAAGCGGAGGCUUCCGUCGCAUCCGCUGAGCCUCCUUCCUUCGAUGACCAGGUGGCGCAAGUGACCCGGUUCAUGAUGCAACCUAUGCAGAGGAAGCAGAAAGGAUAUGUGGUGUCCAUGUCGUGGUUGAAGCGGGUGUUUGCGCGAAGCUCUACCCAUGCAGACCAGGCGGACAAGACCGCUGCCGAAGGGGAGAUUGGCCCGGUCGACAAUUCCGAUAUCGUCCUGGUCACUGACCCGGCCAACACAGGCUUCAAGGACGAGAAUGGAGAGCCGUUUGUCCCCCUGCGACCGGGCUUGCAGCUUGGAGAGGACUAUGAGAUCGUGCCCCAGGGAGGUUGGGACCUGAUCAUGCAGUGGUACGGCCUUGCCGAGCAGUCUCCCGCCAUCGUCCGCUACGCUCACAACACCGCACCCCCGGGCGAAGGCGAGAACAUUCAAUACGAGAUCAACCCUCCGAUCUUCACGAUUCUGAAGCUCACGAACCCGUCCGCUGGAACCACCCCCAAGUCACUCAAGGAGAGGAACAUGCUGCCUGUGCGACAUCUUGCCAGUAGGCACACAAGUUUCCAAAAAUGGCUGAAGCAAGUAAAGAACCUUGCAAGAAUCGAAAUGUCGACCAAGGUCCGCGUCUGGAGAAUCCUGGAUGGUCUCGGAAGUGCCACCACCUCCGCUGCGGUCACUCCAGCUGCCUCUCGGACUGCCUCACCAGCGCCUUCCGCAUCAACUGCGCCCCACGCUGGGGGCAGUCUUGUGCUCGAUCUCAACACCUUUCUUUCCCUUUCCGAAGGCUCGCAGCGGGAGUUGCUGGAAGAUGCUACUGAUCAAACUACUAACCCCAAAUACAACGGUCGCAUGCCGUUGGAUCUUGUCGGGCUGGGCGGCAGUGAUAUCGUGGUACUCGAAGAGAGACUUCCUGGGAAACAGGGCGACUGGGUAUCCGAAGCUUCUAAACAGACUCUGAACCGCCUGGGGGUGCCAACCGGGAACCUCAAGACCGAGGUGUCUACCAAGGUGAAGACCAAGAGCCCUGCUACUAGUGGGCGCUCAUCUCCAGUCCCAGAGCCUGCCAGGGGAAGGCGCAAGGAUGGCAAACCCCGUGGCAAUACGGGUCUGAGUAACCUUGGCAACACAUGCUACAUGAACUCUGCCCUGCAGUGUGUUCGUAGCGUGGAGGAAUUGACCUACUAUUUCUUGAAUGAGGUGUACAAGAAAGACCUCAACCCCAGCAACCCCUUGGCCCACAAUGGUGAUGUGGCUAAGGCCUAUGCCAACCUGCUCCGCCAAAUCUACGACGAGGCAGGUCAGUCAUCUUUUGCGCCUAGGCAACUGAAACAAACUAUCGGCCGCUAUGGUCCGGCUUUCUCUGGUUACGGACAGCAGGACUCACAGGAGUUUCUGCUGUUCCUUCUUGAUGGUCUUCAGGAAGACCUGAACCGAAUCCAGAAGAAGCCCUAUAUCGAAAAGCCGGACUCCACGGAUGACAUGGUCCACGACAAAGCGAAAUUGAAGGAGUUUGCCGAUAAAUGCUGGGAGAUCUACAAGGCUCGCAACGAUUCCGUGGUCACGGAUCUUUUCGCUGGCAUGUACAAGUCUACUCUCGUCUGUCCUGCUUGUGACAAGGUCAGCAUUAUCUUUGACCCGUUCAACAAUCUUACCCUUCAGCUCCCGAUUGAAAAUCUCUGGAGCAAGGAGAUUUUCUACUUCCCUCUGAAUAAGAAGCCAGCUAUUGUGGAUGUGGAGAUCGACAAGCACGCCAGCAUCAAGUCUCUUAAGGAAUUGGUCGCCAAGAAGAUGGGUUCUGAUCCUCAACGCCUGGUCAUGUCUGAGAUCUACAAGCACAAGUUCUACAAGAUGUUUGACAACGCAAACUCUAUUGCCGAAUGCCAGAUCAGCAAUAACGACGAUAUUGCCAUUUAUGAGGUGGAGUCUGUUCCGACCAACUACAACCCAGACAAACCCCAGAAGAGUUACUUCUCUUUCAAUCGGUCAGAACAUGAGGCGAUUCCGGAUAUCGAUUCUCCCAGGGCGGAUCGACUGCUUGUGCCUAUCUUCAAUCGUUAUGAGAAGCCAAGGUCGAACAACCCGAAGAACACCUUGCGGCCCCUGUUCGGUGUGCCUUCCUAUGUUGUCAUCAACAGGGAGGAGCUCGGCGACUAUGAUGCUAUUUUCCGGAAGGUUCUCGCGCAGGUGGCUUCCAUGACAACGCGCGAUUUUCUCAACGAAGUCCAUGAUACCGAGUCCAACCAGGAAGACUCAGAUACUGUUGUCAUGAACGAUGAUGACGCAGAAUCAGCUGAUUCCAAGAUCAAGACGUCUUCAGUCGACGGGGAGGAUGGGAUUGUUGAUGUUUCGAUGCGCGACGCAGACGACACUCAAGAAGAUGCCUCAGCUCGCCGUGAGGGUGCCAUUCCUUCAAACCUUCGUAGCUUAUUUGAAAUGAAGAUCAUCAGAUCGAACGAGGUAGUCCCUCUCGGCUUUUCCUCGGUCGAUGACCACAAGGAGUACCCCCGGAUGUCUUUCAGGAUCAAGACAAAGCCCGUUCCGAAGAAGCAGGAGCCAGCUCCUCCCAUGAUCCGACCGGGCGAAGGAAUCGUGGUCGACUGGACAGAGGAUGCCUACGAUGCUCUGUUCUCUGGCGAUAUAGACAGAGACUCUCUCCGUGGUAGCCCGACGUGGACCAACGUUGAGAGGCACCCGGAUCCGGAGCUGUCCAAGAAGCGCGCACUCCGGCAGAUACGCAAGAAGAGAGGCGUCACUCUGUACGAGUGCUUGGAUGAGUUCAACAAGGAAGAGAUUCUAUCCGAGAAUGACGCCUGGUACUGUCCUCGCUGCAAGGAGCAUCGCCGGGCUAGCAAGAAAUUCGAACUCUGGAAGACGCCUGACAUCUUGGUCAUGCAUCUCAAGAGAUUCAGCGCCAGCCGCGGUUUCCGAGACAAGCUUGAUGUUCUGGUCGACUUCCCUGUGGAAGGUCUCGAUAUGAGCGGGCGGGUCGAAGCCCCGGAGGAAGGCAAGAGCCUUAUCUACGAUCUCUUCGCUGUGGACAACCACUAUGGUGGACUUGGAGGUGGUCACUACACGGCUUACGCCAAGAACUUCAUGACCGGUCAAUGGAACGAAUACAAUGAUUCAUCUGUGUCGCGACCCCUUGAUCCGCAGAGUGUGGUCACCUCGUCGGCUUACCUCUUGUUCUACCGCCGUCGUUCCGAUCGACCCCUGGGUGGCAAGGUUCUCGAGGAGAUCACCGAGGCAUCGACACGUCCAGGUAGCGACGCAGACUCCCAGAGCGAGUCGCGCGGGCAGUCUCCGUCGGGGGAAGGUCGGCGUCUCGGCGGCUCCUCCCGCAAUGGGUCGUCGAGCGCAUUAGCCGGAGUCGGAGCAGCUCACCAAUUGGGAGAUGGUGGUUUGCGAACUGGAACGCAAGCGAAGAGCGGGGAUGAAGACUCGCCGCCGGAAUAUUCCAACAGCCCCUCGUAUGGCGAGCAGAGCAUGGGCCAAGCCAAUCGACUGUCAGGUAUGGAUUUCGAAGACGAGGAGUUCGGACACGGACCGCAACCCAGCCCGUUCCGCCACGUGGACCCGCCCUCGUGGUCAUUCAGUCAAAUCUCGGAUGCUCACGGCCCUUCACAGAUGACCGCAGCGCAACGGGGAUCGAUCUCUGAUGAUGAUUUGCUCGACGACGAUGACAGUAACAAGGCCGUUGGGGGCGGUGACGUCAGCGAUACCGACCUCCGAAUGGCGGCUCUCACUGACAGCCCCGGAGGGGGGUUGGGUUUCCCUGGCACGCCCACGGAGGAGACCUCCUUCCAGGAGCUGCACCCAUUCGGUGGGGAUGGAGAUGACGACGACGACGAUCUGCCGGUGGUGGAAUUGCAAGUGAACGAGGAAGACCGAAUUCUGCCCUAA
Molecule: messenger RNA, 4590 nt
Organism: Aspergillus aculeatus ATCC 16872
Lineage: Eukaryota; Fungi; Ascomycota; Eurotiomycetes; Eurotiales; Aspergillaceae
Product: putative ubiquitin-specific protease UBP12
Exons: 5
Coding region: 1-4590 (1529 amino acids)
Biological process (GO): protein deubiquitination
Molecular function (GO): cysteine-type deubiquitinase activity
Source: RefSeq, a predicted model, not a curated record